AUGUCUAUACUGGAGUUAGACGAAGAUUUGAACAAAGCUAUUCGCAAUCUCGGUAUAAACCCCGACGAAAUCGAGUUGUGUCACCCUCAAAGCGGCUCUGCCAGUUCCCCUUCGUCCCUUUCAAGAGGUGACCAUACCGCUGUUCUACAGCCCCAGCCAUUGAACAGACCUUCUUCUAUGAACAACCAGCCUCUUCAUUUGCGUCCUGCUGGUUUCACCUCCACAAUGCAGCAGCCCCCAGUUUCAAACAUGGCACAGUCCCAACAGCCGCAUCCUGCCGGGACCGAAAGAGGGUUCAACGGCCUACAGAACAGAGCUUCCUUUGUUCGAGCUCCGCCUCAAGUUACAGCACAGAGCAUGGGCCUUUAUAGAAAUGAGCAAGAGUGGAAUAUGGAACGUCUGGCGGAUAUUUUCAAAUGA
Molecule: messenger RNA, 420 nt
Organism: Penicillium cosmopolitanum
Lineage: Eukaryota; Fungi; Ascomycota; Eurotiomycetes; Eurotiales; Aspergillaceae
Exons: 1
Coding region: 1-420 (139 amino acids)
Source: RefSeq, a predicted model, not a curated record